Molecule: messenger RNA, 6826 nt
Organism: Clupea harengus (Atlantic herring)
Lineage: Eukaryota; Metazoa; Chordata; Actinopteri; Clupeiformes; Clupeidae
Gene: klhl21
Product: kelch like family member 21
Biological process (GO): protein ubiquitination
Molecular function (GO): protein binding
Source: RefSeq, a predicted model, not a curated record
CACGUCACGAUGUUGUUUUAUAGCCAAUGAGAAGCAAGUAAGCCAGUGAGCACAGUUGCACAUGGAUUCCAAAAAGGAGACUGUUCCUCGCUUCAACUUUUGCAUUAGGUCAUGAUUUAUUUUUGAAACUGUGGCAGAUCAGUUAUUCGAAGUGAAGAGGAGCUGAUUAGACAUAUGAAAAAUUAGAAGAAGGUAUAUUAUCCUGCAUACGCAUACAAACCCAGUGAGGACCGUGAUGGAGAAACCACUGGUUCAGACACAGGCUUCUACACUCCCCUUCUUUGACACAGCCCAUGCCUUCAACCUACUGCGAGGGAUUCAUGAGCUGCGGGCUGAACGCAAGUUCUUUGAUGUGACAUUGUGUGCUGAGGGCCGGGAAUUCCAUUGCCACCGGACGGUCCUGGCUGCUGCCAGCACAUAUUUCCGUGCCAUGUUUGCUGGAACGCUCCGCGAGAGUGCCAUGGACCGCGUGGUCCUUUAUGAAGUUUCAGCAGAGCUGCUAGGCCUACUGGUAGACUUCUGCUACACCGGCCGGGUCACGGUUACACAGGACAAUGUGGAUCUUCUUUUGAAAACAGCGGACCUCUUUCAGUUCCCAUCCGUAAAGGAGGCCUGCUGUGCGUUCCUGGAGCAGCAUUUAGAUGUGUCCAACUGCCUGGAGAUCCAAGACUUUGCAGAGGCUUAUGCCUGCCGUGACCUCGCUGCCAGCGCUCGCCGCUAUGUCCUCAAGAAUAUUGUUGACCUGGCCAAGGGCAAAGACUUUGAGCGGUUGCCCUGGAAGCGGCUGCUUGAGUUUAUGUCGGACAAUGGACUGUGUGUGGACAAAGAGGAGACUGCAUACCAGAUAGCAGUACGCUGGGUAAAGGUCGACCUGCAACGACGGCUGCACUAUUGGCCAGAGCUUUUGCAGAAGGUGCGGUUGCCAUUUGUGCGCCGCUUCUACUUACUGGCCCAUGUGGAGAGUGACCCACUGGUGUACCUCUCACCAUCAUGCCUGAGGCUGGUCAGUGAGGCCCGCAGCUUCCAGUCCUGUGAAUAUGACCGCCAUGACUGGCCCUGUCGUCGCAUGCACCCCCGUCCAUCCACUGGCCUAGCUGAGAUCCUGGUGGUGGUGGGGGGAUGCGAUCAGGACUGUGAUGAGUUGGUGACUGUAGACUGCUACAACCCACAGACGGGCCAGUGGAGGUAUCUGGCAGAGUUUCCUGACCAUUUAGGUGGAGGAUACAGCAUUGCUGCUCUGGGCAAUGAUAUGUACGUGACAGGCGGCUCAGAUGGUUCACGUCUUUAUGACGGAGUGUGGCGCUACAACUCAAGUGUCAAUGAGUGGACCGAGGUGUCGCCCAUGCUGAAGCCACGUGAGUACCACAGUUCCUGUGUGCUAAAGGGUCAGCUGUAUGUGGUGGCAUCUGACAGUACCGAGCGCUAUGACCAUGCUUUGGACUGCUGGGAAUCUCUUGCACCCAUGCUGCAUGCUAUGGACAACUGUUCGACCACCACCUGUCGAGGACGCCUCUAUGCUAUUGGUUCCCUCGCUGGGCAGGACAUUAUGGCCAUUCAGUGCUAUGACACGGGCACCAACCAGUGGAUACUUGUCAACUGUGGCCAACUGCCGCCAUGGUCCUUUGCCCCAAAGACAGCCACACUCAAUGGUCUCAUCUAUUUUGUCAGAGAUGACUCCGCUGAGGUUGAUGUCUACAAUCCUCUAAAGAAUGAAUGGGACAAGAUAGACUCCAUGACCCAGGUCCACGUGGGAGGCAGUGUGGCUGUUCUAGGGGGGCGUUUGUAUGUGUCGGGUGGCUACGAUAGCACCUUUGAACUGUCAGAUGUGGUCGAGGCAUAUGACCCCGAAACACACACAUGGAGCAUCCUUGGCCGGUUGCCACAACCCACCUUCUGGCAUGGCAGUGUCAGUAUCUUCCGCCAGUUCAUGCCACAAUCACAGAACGCUUUUGAACCGCUGGAACCCCCUGAGGUCAAUGCUGUCCAUCUCCACCGGCUUCACCGCCACCAGGCAAUCCACAAUCACAAUCUCAACCGCAACCAAAACCAAGGCAUCAAUCCUGCCCAGUGAGGCGCACACUGCUCUCGCUCAACAGGCAGUCUUGGGCUAUGUCAUGUUGUCAUGGUUACUGUGAUUGGCAGGUAAAGUGCAGCACACUCACUCAGCCAUCAUCAAGUGGACUAUGAAAAGACGGGGUUCUUUUAAGUUUGUUUUUUCUUUGCAGCAAUUUGUGCACGAAUUCAGCUGUCUGUUGCAUGCAAUAAUAGUAAGUCAAGAAAAAUCUACUUUUGUUCAAUGAAUGUGUCUUGUCCAGCAGGCUGGGAGGGUAGACCAUCCAUGAAAAUGGUGGAAAAGUGUUUGGCCAGUUCCAAUCUGCUCCUUUACAAAAAUCUAAAUCAGCAAUUACUGCAUCAAUCUAUAGUCUGUAUACACACUCCUCUAGACUGUUAGAUUUCAUUUACCCCAUACGUUCAGCUGCAGGAUUGGCUCAGAAUAGACAAUAAUAUGACUGCUUUGAAUUGGACAAAGAACAGUGGUUGCAGUCGAGGUUUGAGUGCGCUUGAAACCCGGCUUUAACUGUGUUUCAUGAGUAAAUUGAUUGGACCAUUUUCAGUUAAGGUGUUCCUUGGCAAUAGGGAAUGAUGUUACUAUCUGAAUUUGUCUGUGUAACCUGUAACCUGUUAUGAGACGUACAGUCUCACAGUAGAUUUGUAACCUUGGGCAUGGGAGCCUGGCGUUAGCAAGGAGGCUAACACUCAGAGGUUUAAGGCAAAAGAGAGAGAUAUUUACACCCUGCACAGGCCUCCAUGAGGACUAUUUUUCCAUUUUGAUUUAGUGAGUUAAAGGUCUACUUUGACAAUCAGAUGUCAAACAACAGAUGUGGAACUCUGAGUGCUUCGUCUAGUCAUGGGUACCAUGUGACGUCACCGUGCUUUAGCGUCGCCAUGUUUGUGUCCGACACGGUCGCAGUGCCCAUAGACAUAUAUAUAUAUAUUAUAUUAUAUACAUUUUUCUCAGCAUUAGGCCAUCUACAGAAUGGCCAAGUAUAAUGGAUAAUAACAUGAGUGGGUUAUACUACACAAUGCAAUAAAGAAACUGUUCUUAUUUAGGUUAAUAUACAUUAUUUUAUAAUUUUAUAAUGAAAACAUAAAUGCCAUAAGAUCGGAUUUACAUUUAUAUAGAUUCAAUAGUAGCAUUUCAUACAGUGACAGUUCUCAGUGAUCUGAUCGGGUAAGGUAGUGCAGAAAAAGGGAAUGAUAAAGCAGUACGAGUCACAAAUGUCACCUCUAUCAACUUUCUCCUGAUGCUGACGCGAGUCUAGAGGUCUCUAGCACUCUUUGUAAUAGUGGAGCCGAAAGGCAAAUGGAGGUUUCUGAACGGUUUUAUUUUUUAGCUCCCUUUGACAUGGAAAAUGCUUACAAUACAAAACACUGGUUAACUUAAGCAGUGUCAUCCAAACCGGGCACAAAUAUGGCGGCAGGCUUUUCGGAAGUGACGUCUUUGGAACCCAUGAAUAGUCAAUUGCACAGCAUUCGUGGUCUUGAGACUCUCCAUUGAAAUUCACGCCAUCAAUUGAAUACAGCGGUAUUUUUAAUUGUCUAUGUUUAUAACAUAAUUAGGUAGCUAGACAGCUAGUUGGAGCGGGAAAACACAGCAAAGUGUUGUGUCCCUACAUCGUACAUGGAUUAUUUUUAAUAUUAAUAUUUUUGUAUAUAAAUAAAAGGCUUAUUAAAGUGAAAAGAAACUUCAAAACACCAUAAUAAAGCUGAAAACAUACAUUCUUAUCCAUUAGUACCUUACUCACUCAUUGGUUAGAAGAUUCCUUUGAACUUUAGUUCAUGAGUUUGCAACAGUGAUGUCGUCAACUAGUUUAAUUCCAUUUACAACUAACCACAACCCACUACAAACAUGUCAGGGACCCACUUUAAGUUACAACUCCUAUUCUGAAGACCCAUUAUAUUCAAAUGUACACACAAAAUUGGAACAUUGUAACACUUGCAUUUAUCAAGCUCACUAGCUAGCUUUAGUCGAUAUCACUACGUUUCCAAGUGUGCAAAUAGAGCAGAAUAAUGGUAUGAUUUUUGUGUAAAUCUUUGCCAUUUACUUUAUGCUAUACCAGUGUUCUAAAGUGUUUUAUACUAUAUAAUAGGCUAUAUUGUUAUUUUACUUAUUUUUUAAGCCUCAAGGCUGAUAUGGAUAAUUUGGGUAGCCUUACAUAACCAUGUGUAGUUGCCAAUACUUCUGUGAAAGAAUUACUUUUACCAUUUUUACAAUUUACCCAUAAUACCUGGAAUUGUUAUUUCAUUUUAAUAUGAUCUAUAUUUUAAGAUUGCUAAUUGAUUUCAGAUUUGGGAUUAGCCAGUGUAUUUCACAACGAAGUUGAAAAUGUUUGUGAUGCUUAACUUGACGUGCAUCAUCUUCCAUUCAUUUGAUUUAUUGUUGGAUUUGACUUGAGAUCAGCGUUUGUCACACAGAGCUUUGAUUUGUUUGUCACACACUUUUGCUGCAGCAAACCACCAGAUUUCUAAUGAGGGAAUUCAAAACACUUGUGAAUUGCUUGAUACCUCACUUCAUCUCUUACACAGAGAAGUGUAGUGUAACUCUCCUGUACUGUAGCCUAUUUAACCUACUUCCUGCUACUAACCCACUACAGCUUUUUUUUUAAUAGGCACAAUUUACAUUAGCACUUCUACAGUGUUGAAACACUCAGUGUAUUGCUUCUACCAGCACACUGAAACAAAGUUAUUACCACAAUAAAGGAGAAACAAAAAGUAGCCUUUAAAGGGGCUAUAGAUUAGCCUGAUUAGCUGUCAGCUAGCGAGCGGAAUUAUUUCAUACCCCAAGCAGAUUGGGGGCAGUGUGUUACUAUGUUUUCACACCCCCACCUCCCUUUUGCAGAAGUAAACAAAAAGUUUGUUUAAUGUUAACCAUUAAUGUUAACUGAUGGACUUGUCACUGAGCUACUUGUUGAUAUUAACUACAGAAUAGCCAUGUUUACUUGGCUCUGUUCGUAAAAUCAGUCCAGCACAAUCCAGAAAAUGGAUUGAGGCUCUGUAGUUCAAGAAAUAGAUUAUUCCAUUUCUCCAUGACUUCAUUUACACUUUAGCUGUCAUUAUUUUAGCCUCUAAAAUGUGAUUGUCAGCAAUGGCGUUUUUAAUUGCUAAAGUGUGGGGGUAAUGCCAGUGACCGCAUCCUUGCUUAUCCUUGCUAUUUUCGCUACGUUGGCUCACGCGCCUCUUGAGAUACAAAGUGGUAUUAUGAGAGAAGACGGGGCUAGCUAGUUAGCAUGCUAACUUAGUGGAUAUCUGGGUAACACGGAGCACAUGUUGACAUUUCUUCACAUUCUGUUGCUAGUUCUAGGACAUUUUAAGCUAAUUUUUUUACAUAUAGCACCUUUAAAUGGGUGGGUCCACAAAUCUGAAAUAUUUACAUCAUGAUAGCCCAAAUUUAAGAUUACAUUAUGCUCACAAGUGAGAUUUACAAGUAUUAUGGUGGCAAGUUCACUUCUGUUAGUUCAUACAUCAUAGCCUGCAUCAUGAAAAGCUUUUCAGUGCUACAGGGUACAAAGAGGCAUUGCAGAGCUUUUGUGUCAAACUAACACGACAAACACCGACAGCACAGUUGGCACUAACUAUCUAGCUUGCCAACUGAUGUUUGUUAGUCUUAUAUUUGGCAAUGUAGUGCUGUGAAAGCUGUUCAUACUUUUCUAACCUAGAGCAUAAUACUACCUAGUGCUUAGCCUGGGAGACGCCAAGAACAACAACUGUGCUCAUCUCUCCUUCACAUGUUCCAUCAAAAUGAAUUUGAGGAGAAGUCAAGUGAACUAGCUUGUAUUUAGGACCAACCCAAACGCUCCUCUCCUAGGUGACCUGAUAUUAAAGAACAAUGAAAUAUGGUCAGUAAAACACAGGAAAAGAGGUGGACAACCAUAAAAGGUCAUUAAAUAGUCUACUGCACUAUAUUUCAGGAUGAUCCAAUGGAAAUUUAGAAGCUUUGCAUUUUCUUUUCACUUCAAAACACGUUUAAUGUUAAUAUUUUCAUCAUAUACAUACUAACAGAAUGGAAAAACUAAGUACCUUUUUAAAGAUCUGUAUGGCAAAAAGCAUUCAUAAGCAUAAGAAGCUUUGUAUCAAGCACAUUUUUCAGACCUGACUGGUAAUUUAGAAGGAUGUGUCUUACAGGAAAACCUUUUAAAUUGCAGUUGAAACAGGCCAAACCAACCUCGAAGUGUUGGGUUCAAUGAAACGGUAUCCCAGUGCCUUUCAAAAUGGAUGGAAUAUAAAUAUGGCUUGGAAACGUAAUAUAGAAAACCUUUGUGUAACCUUAUGUCUUCCAUGUCAAGAUAUAGAACGUUUUGCAAUCUCAAUUAACCAAACCUACAUUCAAUCCUAUAGAUUUGUUUGCCUUCAUAAUAAUUUAUUUUUUCAGUGAAUCUGACAUUUGUGUUUGUAUUUAAGUAUUUUGUGAGUGAAUGUUCAAGAUACAGGAAACCCGAAAACAACAUAAAAGCUAGGACACGAACAACAUAAAAGCUCGGACACUGUUGCUUUUACACGUUAGACUGUGUUAAGCACCAAACUGGAAGUAGACAUUUUUCAAUCUAAUCCUCAAUGAAACUAUGUGUUACUAUAUUGUUCCAUGAGUGUGAGUGUACAGUAUGUUAUGGCAAAACAAGAGUUCUUGUAUUUUCUUUUUUCAAUUUUAUUUAACCGUACAACAUUUGUGUUUGUGUUGUGGCAAAGAUUGUUGUGGUCUUAGAAGCCUUCUGGAUUUGCAUGGCGGUCAGGUCUGUGACUGAAUAAAGUGCAGGAAAAAAAAAGCUAA